Histoplasma capsulatum G186AR is the source of this 411-nucleotide messenger RNA. RefSeq lists its product as uncharacterized. Lineage: Eukaryota; Fungi; Ascomycota; Eurotiomycetes; Onygenales; Ajellomycetaceae. The transcript has 6 exons. The record is from RefSeq and is a predicted model, not a curated record. The coding region runs from base 1 to 411 and encodes 136 amino acids.
AUGGGUAAUGCCGUGAACGUAAUGUUGCGCCAGGCAGGCUGGAAGGGUUGGGAUAAGGCAGGCAUCCCUAAGAAAAGCCUCGAAUCGCACCCGUGGGCUUCGAACAAACAUAACAGGAUAAAAGCCCUCGUCAGGGAAUACGCCAGGAGGGAUCGCAUUCUCCAGGUCAACUAUGCUCGGACACUUGAAAUCCGACGUGUUUAUUCUUCUGUCGCAGUUCUAUGCCGGCGAUGCAUGGGUGAGCGAACAAUUUACAAUCUUCACCACCAACUCCAUCUCUUGCAAAUCAUCACCUGGGAGGCUCGGGACUUUAUCGGCCCGACUCUAUCAAAUGUUAGCUCGGAUCUGCAGGAAGCAAGAUUUUGGGGUCGUUUAGGGGUGUUGGUGCCUAAAGAUUGGCUGCCGAAUUAG